Messenger RNA from Macadamia integrifolia, 2247 nucleotides. RefSeq lists its product as uncharacterized. The record is from RefSeq and is a predicted model, not a curated record. Gene Ontology annotation, molecular function: catalytic activity. The transcript is spliced from 4 exons. Lineage: Eukaryota; Viridiplantae; Streptophyta; Magnoliopsida; Proteales; Proteaceae. Bases 1 to 2247 code for a protein of 748 amino acids.
AUGAAAGCCCUCUAUUGGAAUAUUAGAGGGAUAAAGAAGGCUGCCGCAAGGUUAGCUUUGAGGAAUAUUUUAAGGGACAAAAGACCUGAUUUCCUUUGCAUUGCUGAACCUAUGAUUCCCUCCGACGCCUUUCCUACGUUGUUCUUCAACAAGCUGGGUUUUGACCCUGAUUUCAUCCAUAACGAGCGUCUAGGCGGAGUCUCAAAUCUAUGGCUGAUUUGGCGAAGAGGUGUAGCAAAGCCUGUUGUGCUAUCGUCUUCUGAGCAGCAAAUCUCUGUCUCUGUGCAAUGGGCUCAGGAAAUUUUCAUCUUAUCUGUAGUGCAUGCCAAAUGCCUAAGAGCUGCUAGAAGAGAAUUGUGGACCGACUUGGUGGCAACCCAUCCUGGGCUGACUACUCCUUGGAUGAUUCUUGGAGAUUUCAAUGCCACCCUUCUCUCUUCUGAAAAAAGGGGGCCUGGAAGUUUCAACCUUGGGUCAGCGGGAGAUUUUGGCGCAAUGGUGGAUACUUGUUCACUAAUUCAAGUUCCUUCGCAGGGAAGGAAAUUCACAUGGACUAAUAACAGGAGAAGGGGACAUGUCUCUGCAGUACUCGAUCGAAGCUUUUGCAAUGAGGCCUGGAUUUCUUAUUUUCAAGAAUGUCACCAAUUUGUCUUGCAGAGAGUGGCGUCUGACCAUACUCCCAUUCUGGUGGUGUCUGAAGGCUCUGAAAGACCAAAAAACUGUCCUUUUCGCUUCCAGAGGUUCUGGGCAGACCAUGAGGGUUAUCUAAAUGCAGUUAAGUCCUCCUGGGUGAAUGACAUUCCUGGAUCGCCAAUGAUGGUUAUGGCUCAAAAAUUAAAAAGAUUGAAGGUCUUCCUGCGCUCCUGGGCAAAAGAAAAUUUUCCAAAUUUUAAUUUGGAGAUGAUGGAAGCAAAAAAAUGCAUGGAGGAGAUCCAGACUGAAAUUGACAGAGAUGGGAUAAAUGACUCAAUUUAUGCCAAAGAAGCUGAUGCAAAGACCAGAUAUCUGAAGGCCCUGCAAAAUUAUGAGAAAUUAUGGGCUGAAAAAUCUCGUUCUAGAUGGAGGAAUCAAGGAGAUAGAUGCUCAAAAUUUGUUCACAUCUCAGUGAAGAUUCGGCGAAUGAAGAACUCCAUUAAAUCUCUGAAGAUGGUUGAUGGGACCCUGAUCUCUGAUAGAGAGCAGAUCAAGGAAUAUGUUGCGGGUUAUUAUGAGCGUUUUCACAAAGGUACUCCCCUUACCAAUCACAUGGAUUUAUUGCAAUGCAUUCCUAAUGUUUUGGAAGAAUGGGAUAGAGGUCGAUUAGAUGGUAUUCCCUCUGACUCUGAGAUUAAGAAUGCGGUGUGGGAUCUUGAUUCAGAUAAUGCUCCUGGUCCAGAUGGAUUUCCUGGAGCUUUUUAUAAAUCAUGUUGGGACAUCAUAUCUUCAGAUUUGUGCAAUGCUAUCAGAUGGUUUUUCAGAACUGGGUUCAUGCCUUACGGCAUUAAUAAUAAUUUCCUGAUCCUUGUUUCUGCCAGAAUCUCAGUUCUGUUAAAUGGUGGCCCUGUUGGAUACUUUGGUGUGGAGAAGGGUCUGAGACAAGGAGAUCCAAUCUCGCCUAUGCUGUUUAUCAUUGCUGAAGAGGUUCUUUGUAGAGGCUUAUCUGAGCUCCUAGCCAAUAACAGCAUUAAAGCUCUAUCGGGUCCUCGUGGGGCGAUUAUCCCUACACAUAUUCUUUUUGCUGAUGAUGUUUUUAUCUUUUCUAAUGCUUCCAUCAGGAAGCAAGCCAUUGCAGAAGAGCUUGGUAUCUCCAUUUGUAACUUCCCCACCCGCUAUUUGGGGGUCGAGAUCUUUAAGGGAAGGGUGAAAAAGGAGUCGCUAAUCCCCAUUCUGGAUAAAGUCAAAGGGCGUCUAGCAGGAUGGAAAGGGAAGAUUUUGUCCAUGGCUGGACGAGUGGAAUUGGUCCGCUCAGUGAUCUUGGGAAUGAUGAACCAUAGUUCAGCUGUAUAUUGGCCUAAGGAUGAAGGUGGUUUGGGACUGAGAAGGCUCAGAGACAUAAACAAAGCCAUGCUCUGUAAUAUGGUCUGGAGGGUCAAGCAUGAGAAUUCCUUAGCAUGCAAAUUCUCAAGGGCGAGAUUUUUGAGGGGUGAUGGUUCCUUCAAAAAGUCCUAUAAGCCUUCUUCGAUUUGGCCAAGCUUUAGGAAGAUGUGGGACUUCAUGACCACCAAAGAAGCCUGGAUGAUUGGAAAUGGGGACAGCAUAAAUUUCUAG